Aureobasidium melanogenum CBS 110374 is the source of this 2856-nucleotide messenger RNA. Its product is annotated as kinase-like protein. The record is from RefSeq and is a predicted model, not a curated record. NCBI's taxonomy places the organism in Eukaryota, Fungi, Ascomycota, Dothideomycetes, Dothideales, Saccotheciaceae. Gene Ontology annotation, cellular component: cytoplasm. Bases 1 to 2856 code for a protein of 951 amino acids. The transcript has 3 exons. Gene Ontology annotation, biological process: intracellular signal transduction; microtubule cytoskeleton organization; protein phosphorylation. Gene Ontology annotation, molecular function: protein serine/threonine kinase activity; ATP binding; tau-protein kinase activity.
AUGCCACCAGACACCCUUCCUCGUGAAGACAGUGCCAUAUUAAGCAGGCUGGUAAUCGACGAUCCACAAGCCGACGCCGCUCGUGAAAGAGCUCGUGUCGCCGAAGCACAGCCUAUCUCCGCCAGUCAACACGAUCCCUCAAUGUCAGCUAUGGAGGCCACCGAAGAGGCUGCUGCACCCCGCCGUCGUCAGGAACACCUCAAGUCAAGUCACCCUAGGAAGGAGACCAAGUUUGGAGAGUACAUCUUGGGACAAACCUUGGGUGAGGGAGAAUUUGGCAAGGUCAAGAUGGGAUGGAAGAAAGAGGGGGGAGUGCAGGUCGCCAUCAAGCUGAUACGCCGUGAGACGCUGGGCAACAACCCUAACCGUCUGCCCAAGAUCUACCGCGAGAUCUCAAUCUUGCGCGGACUACAGCAUCCCAACAUUGUACGGCUGCAUGAGAUGGUUGAGACUGAACGGCAUAUUGGUAUCAUCCUCGAGUAUGCCUCGGGUGGAGAACUGUUCGACUAUAUCCUCAACCACCGCUAUCUUAAGGACAAUGCGGCUCGUAGGUUGUUUGCACAGCUCGUGUCUGGUGUUGGCUACUUGCAUAAGAAGGGUAUUGUCCAUCGUGACUUGAAGCUGGAGAACUUGCUGCUGGACCGCAACCGCAAUAUCAUCAUCACCGAUUUUGGAUUCGCAAACACCUUUAACCCGGACGAUGAGCUCGGCGAGGAGAUCGAGAACCACCUCAACAACAAGGAGUUUGUCUCCAAGAUGGGCCUGGAACACAUUCAAUCGACCGGUCACCGUCGCGGUGAUCUUAUGCAAACGAGCUGUGGUAGCCCGUGCUAUGCUGCGCCAGAAUUGGUUGUUAGUGACUCACUCUAUACUGGUCGCAAGGUCGAUGUGUGGAGUUGUGGUGUCAUCUUGUAUGCCAUGCUUGCAGGAUACUUGCCUUUCGAUGAUGAUCCCGCCAAUCCCGAGGGUGAUAACAUUAACCUGUUGUACAAGUACAUUGUGUCGACUCCUUUGACCUUCCCCGAGUAUGUCACGCCUCACGCUCGCGAUCUCCUGCGUCGUAUUUUGGUACCCGACCCGAGGAAGCGUGCCGAUUUGUUCGAGGUUGCUCGUCACAGCUGGCUGAGCGAGUAUGCCCAUGUUGUCGGGUUCAUAACAAGCACCACGACCACCUCUGCUGACAUUGUUGACUCUGCCAUUCCUACCGGUCAGUCCACCACUGGUCAAAGGCACUAUGCAGCAACUAAUGCACGCACAGAAGACCAAUAUGACGUACCACAACUCGCCCGCAGUGCGUCAGUCAGAGAGCCAUCCAAACCCAGUCAGAUUGCCGUUGUUGGUGGUCUUAGCAACAAGACUGCUCCUAUCACCGAGACCGAGACCAAGACACCUCGCGAUGCUAAGCGUAGAACAGUUCAAGUCGAGUACGUUGCUCCUCAAUCUCAGACUGCAAGACAACAGCCUAUCUCGACAUCUUUGCCCAGCAGUGCUGUCUUGGCUCAGCCUUCCCCAUCUUCUCAAGGAAAAUCGCGUGGAAGAGGAGACAGUGCCUCUGGUCCCGUGGCUGUCAACUCUGCGUCAUACGAACCUUCGACUGGUUCUCAACGCUCUCAGCAACGCCCAGCCACUCAGUCCGCUAUGUCACCCCCUGUUCGUCCGAACCGCGAGCCCGCACGAGCAGUCACCGACUCAACCCCCUUCAAUGUUGGUUCUCCUACAUCCAGCGGUCGGCCCACCACCAGCGGCUCGAGAUUGCCAUCUCGUGGCAACUCAUAUGGUCAACCUGCUCUGGCGACUGUUGCUGCCACCAAUGCUGAAGGCCGCUUCUCACAGCCCAAACCAUCUAGCUCUGGAUACAUCAUGUCGGGUCAAAACUCGCAAGAUGGUUCGAAGAGAAACUCAUACACAGGAAGGCCAGUCAGCCAACAUCUGCCUGCUGACAUCCAGAUUGCGCCUCAACAGCCCGCAGAAAGACCGGUUCGUGGGCACAAACGUUCUAACACAAUGGAAAGCUUCACUACAAAAUUGUUUGGUCGUACCAACUCUCGUCGUCAGUCAGCGACUCCACAGGAAAUUGCCACCGCUCGUCCAGAGCGUGAGAAAUCUUCGCGCAUGUAUCCUCCUGUCAGCAUGAAGAACACAAUGCCUCAUUCUGGUGAGGACCUUCCUCGUCCUUCUACCGAAUCGUCUCGUCGCUCCUUCGGCUAUAACCGCAAGACCAGUGAGACUGCUGGACCUCGAUCAUCAAGAAGAUUUUCGUUCUUGCCCAUGUCCUUCUCUAGAAUGAGCUUCUCUGGUGGAUCGGGACCAGAAGCUGCCGACGGUGGUAGACGUGCUUCUAUUCAGGCCAAUGCCCGCAGUCGUCCUGCUUCGAAGCAGUCGCCCGUCAUGGCAUUCGGCCAAGGUAGAAGCCGCUCUCCUAGCCAAAGCACAACCGGCAGCAGCAUUCCUCCUGUGCGUGGUGCAACUGCUCCCGAUCUUACUAAGAUGUCAGAUCCUGGUUUCUCUCAGCAGCAGCAGUUCACCAGACAACAACAAGAGCAGCAAUACAACAACUACACCCCUCCUCAAAGCAGCGCUGGGGGAGCAAGACAGGAGAACUUCUACACGCCUUCUCAAUCAGCAGAGUCGCAGGCAUCCGACUCGAUUGCUCAAACGCCGCGACAGAAAUACCCCGCUGGUUUCAAUGAGCCUGAGCCCGUGGUGGCUAAACCCCAGCAUCGCCAACAGGCAGUGCUGCAGAAGAACCGCAAAUUUGGUGAUGCGUAUGAAGGUCACGGAAACGGUGGCAGCAGUGGUGGUGCUCGACGAGUGAUGGACUGGUUCCGUAAGAGAGGCAAGGACAGAAGCAACUAG